This is a messenger RNA of Vigna unguiculata (cowpea), 3129 nucleotides long. RefSeq lists its product as uncharacterized. Lineage: Eukaryota; Viridiplantae; Streptophyta; Magnoliopsida; Fabales; Fabaceae. The record is from RefSeq and is a predicted model, not a curated record.
GAAAAGCUUUUGCUGUCAAAUUCAUUUUUGUUUUUUAGCUUGCUAACCAUGCAAGUUCAGUACAGCAUCUAGCAUCUGGUUGCUUUCAGUGUAUCCCACUACUUCACUCUAGUUGUUAACUAAAGAUAUCAAAACAGAGCAAAAUUUCAAGUUAACACAGAAUCCCGAGUGAGCCAUGAAGUGCCUCUUAUAAAAGCACUGGUUUACAUCCACAAGACAAGAACAGCAAUAUUUUCUCAGUCGGAAAACAUGUUUAAGUCAUGGAGCAAGAAAAACAAGACUAAAGCUGUAUUCAAACUGCAAUUUCAGGCAACUCAGGUGCCAAAGAUGAAAAAGUCUGCACUGAAGGUAGCUUUGGUGCCCGAUAAUGUUGGGAAGCCUACGGUGAAACUAGAGAAAGUUGCUGUGCAGGAUGGAACCUGUUCAUGGGAGAAUCCGAUUUUUGAAUCAGUAAAAUUUGUUAGGGACGCAAAAUCAGGAAAACUUCAAGAGAAAAUCUACCAUUUUGUUGUUUCAACCGGAUCUUCAAAAUCUGGCUUUCUUGGAGAAUCCUCAAUUGACUUUGCUGAUUUUGCUGCAGAAACUGAGCCACUGACGGUGUCCUUACCUCUGAAGUUUGCCAAUUCAGGCGCAAUCCUACAUGUGACAAUUCAGAACGUGGAAGGGGUACAAAGAGAUCAAAGUACUUUCAGAAACGGGGAAGAUUAUGGAAAUGGAAGCUCAAGACACCUACUGAGCAUUUGCAGUGCAGAUGAAAACUCUCGUAAUGUUUAUGAAGAUUUUCCCAAGCUAUUACCACCCUUGAGGCAGAAUUCAAUGCCGUGCAAAGGAACUAUCGAGGCCAUUGCAACAAGAGCUCAAAUGCAUAGGGGGUCACUGGGUUCAGCAUCAGAUAGGAGUUUAGGUGACUCCUGGAGAAACAGCCUGGAAGAUACUCAUCCUCGAGAAACAUUACAAGAGCCUUCAGAUAAUGUCAUUGAGAACCUUAGAAGCGAAAUUGCUUCUCUGAAGAGGAAAGCCGAAGAAUCAGAACUAGAGUUACAAUCGCUUCAGAAGCUGAUGGAGAAGGAAUGCAGUCGAGGACAAAGUAUGUCAAGACAAAUAAUCAGCCUCAGAGACGAGAGAAAUAUGAUCAAAACUAAAUAUGAGCAACUAAUGUCGCAGCAAAACCUCAUUAACGAGACCAAAAAUUCAAAAGCCUUACAGACUGAGAUUGAACAAGCUAGGCAGCAGUUAGAAGCAAUAAAAGAAGAGCUUGCUUAUGAAAAAGAGUUUAGUUCUAAUCUUAAAUUGCAACUCCAGAAGACACAAUACUCAAACUCCGAACUACUUUUAGCAGUUGGAGAACUUGAAGCAAUGCUGGAACAUAAGAAUAAGGAAUUGUUGGACAAAACUAAAGAGCAUGAUGAUGCCACAGAAUUAGGUCACUUGAAGCAGAAAAUUGCAGACCUGAAUGGUGAAAUAGACAUUUAUUAUAAGCAACGUGAUGAGCUAAAUGAGCAGAUAAAAGAGCUCAACUUUGAGUGUGAGAAUCUGAAGAAAGAAAACCUGGAUAUCUCUUUGAGAUUAAACCAUAAAGAAGCACAACAAAUUGCGUUACAAAAUAAAUAUUCAGCUUCUUUGGCAACUAUAAAACAACUUGAAUCUCAAGUACAGAGAUUAGAAGAAAAGAUAGGGAAGCAGGUGGAUGAUUUUUCAGGGUCUUUGAUUUACAUCAAUGAACUUGAAAAUCAAGUCAGUGAUUUGAAGAGAGAAAUGAAAGUACAAGAAGAAGAUUAUCAAAAAGAUUUCCAAGCCAUGAAAUGUGCAAAACUUGAACAGGAAGAACGGGCCAUCCAAGCAGAGGAGACCUUGAUAAAGACUAUACACAACAAUGAUCUCGCAUGUCAGCGUUUUGAGGAUGAAUAUAGAAGUCUUUCAGCUGAAAUGACAUUGAAAGCAGAAGAAAACGAAAAGAAGGUCAUGGAAGCUUAUGCAGAAGCUGAUGAAUUGCAGAAGCAGAACAAACUCAUGGAAGAAGUUCUCCAGAAAUGCAAUCAAGAGCUCAGGCUUAUUACAAAUCAGAAUGAAUUGAAACUUCAACAGCUCUUGAACCAAAUAGAUUCAAAAGAAAAGAAAGUGGAAAUGAUGUCUCAAGAACUAGAGAUUAAGUCCAAGCAACUUGAAGAUGUACAAAGGCACAGGGAUGAAAAGGAUAAGGCAUUAACAAAGCAAAUUCAAUUGCUCAGAAUUGAAAUUAGAAAGCUGAUGCUAGAAGAGCAUGAUCCAACAGAGCUCGUGACUAUGUUGUUAAUGCAAGAGAACAACGAUGAGGAGAUAAGGUUUGACACCCUAACGUCAGCAUUAGAAAUCUUUAAGACCCAGCACAAUGAAUUAAAACAUAACUUGCACGUUGAACAAGCAGAAAAAGAAAAUAUGAAGGAAAAAAUAUCUCAAUUAGAAGGAGAGCUGAAGAAGAAGGUAGAAGAAAUAAGUGCUGUAGAAAAGAGGCUCAAAAAUAGCAAAGGACCAACAACGGCCAAAAGUAUGAAUUUGGCUUCAUGGAACUACGAGACUGCUGCAUCUUGUUCAUCCACUAAGGAAAACAAUAAGAAGUCAGGAUCGGAAAUGCAGAUGGGAAUGGAUGAUGCAAACUCCCCUGUUGGAAAGUCUGAAGAAGGAAGAACCAUAUGCAAUUCAGCUGAGAACGAAUUUCAUCUAGCUUCACACAGAAGUGACGUGAAAACUUGCUUGGAAAAUAAGGCUAUUGUCUUCAAUUAUGAUGAUGCUGGUUAUUGUCCUACAAAUGAGUUGUUGGAUGAAGUGGCAGUACUAAAGGAAAGGAACAAAUAUAUGGGAACUCAGCUGAAAGAAAUGGAAGAGAGAUAUUCUGAUAUUAGUCUUAAGUUCGCAGAGGUGGAGGGAGAAAGACAACAGCUUGUUAUGGCCCUACGGAAUAUGAGGAAUGGUAAGAACUAGAAUUCUUUACAUGCGUUAUUACUCAUUCAUGAAUUACGAGUUACAAAAUAGACAGGUCACCAUGGUCGUAUUGGUCAAAUUCAAAUCAAGCUUUACCCGUGUUUCACUUCAGUAUAAUCACCAUUUAAACCUCCUCCAAUUUAAAUUUGCUGGCCUGCCAGCUUAGUUCAA